This is a messenger RNA of Symsagittifera roscoffensis, 6293 nucleotides long. RefSeq names its product AF4/FMR2 family member lilli-like. Gene Ontology annotation, cellular component: nucleus; super elongation complex. The record is from RefSeq and is a predicted model, not a curated record. Lineage: Eukaryota; Metazoa; Xenacoelomorpha; Acoela; Convolutidae. The transcript has 18 exons. Bases 104 to 5221 code for a protein of 1705 amino acids. Gene Ontology annotation, biological process: regulation of gene expression.
GUUGUGAUAAACUUAUUAAAUAGAUUAUAGCCACCACCUGAAAGCAAUAUAUAUUUGGCGUCAUUGAGUCAGUUCUUUUGGAAUGUUUCGUUAAUGAUGUCCAAUGGAGGGCCAGUAUUGUUUCAGAGGUAACUCUGAAACUCUCUCAGAGGGAAGUUCUGACGAUUUCACCUUCAAUGCCCCGGUGAAACUCUCACCUGAAGACGGAGAGAUUUCAGCAGAUAACUAUGACCUAAAGGGGAUUCUGGGGGACUACGAGCGACUGGCUGAAAUUUUGACCUCCGCAUCACCUGGACGCGAGGAACUAGCUGGAAUCAGCUCGCAAUCAAGACAUCAGAAGUCUGGUUCAAUUAAUUCGAGAACUUCUCAAGCUCCGGACACUAAACACCCACAUCAUGCAAAACAGGACAAUCGUAAGCAACAUUCAACCGAAACUUCACACAGUUCAUCAUCUAAUAGCAGCGGUAGUUCUUCGAGAACUAAUUGCGCCCCGAACCCAAAAAAGCACUGGGAAGAGAAGUAUAAAUCAUCCGCACCUGAACACGGCAGUGGAUCUUCAUCGAACAAAUCACCACGACGAGAGAAACACUCAGCUCAUAAACAACAGUCAUCUCGACCUUCAACUGAAAGUGGGAGGCACUCUCCUCCGCAUGUGAGUGAAGAAACAGCAGAAAUGCCUAGCUCACAUGGGUCCAAGAGUGGUCGCUCGUGUCAUGGCUCCAAGGGACGCGAGCAUUCAAUGCCUCAACAUACUUCUCUGACAUCUGUCAAAAAUCAAGAUUCAGCCCUUUCUGGUGCUUCAUCAGGCGGUGCCUUUGCAGUAUACUCUAGUCCAACUAGUACCAGCUUCAACAAGAAACACAAGCACUACAACAAAAACCACCCACCAACUAACUCAACCAAAAACUCCACAACAGAUCAGAAAAGUAGUCCCACAAAAAAGCCUGCCAAGAACAUUUCAUUAUCAUCAGCUAACGAAGCAACCCAUUCAGAUAAAGAUGCUAUUCGAUGUGAAAGUGGACUGGACAAAAGAAAAGGUCAUAGCAUAGGAAAUAGUGGCAGUAGCACUAGCAGUAGCUUAGGUCUGGGCAAUGAGUCGAAAAGAAUCAAGCUCGAAUGUGUAGAUUCUGUAUCUGCAAAAAACAUCAAUGGCACAAAUAGAGCAAUUGAUCCGGAUAGGUUAUUUGAACCUAUCAAUCUUCCCUCCAGCAAACCAGACAAUUAUACAACAGUGCGAUCAUCGUUGCCUUCGUCGCUUUCUCGUCCAGAUUCAGAAGACAGGCAUCGUUCGCCUCGGAAAUCCUUGGGUGGACUGAAACACGGACGUGAUUCGCCUUACGGAGAAGAUCACUCGAACAAAAUACCCAGAAUAUCUGGAUCAGCUAGCAACCAUGAAGAUCAUGGAGACACUGAAAGUGGUGUUCCCUUAAAAACGGAACCGGAUGAGUGUUCCACCAACUCGGCAGUUUAUUCGGCAUCCAGAAUUGGUAGCAAUUAUGCAUCCGAUUCCCCAAGGAGUAUUUCCUCUCCUAGAGGUACUCCUGGGAACCACGGAUCCAACGUCCAGAACCAACAGGAUCCGAACACCACUCAAAAUAGUUGCUCUUCUGGAUCUCAUUGGAAGCCUUCGAUAUGCGGAGGCAGGCGCAGCCCUCUUAAAGUGCAUGACAAAUCCAAGCAUUUGAAGACUGACCCGCCUAUGGCCAGAGUAGCUCCGAUGGCGAGAGCUAAGCCUUCGUCUCCUGCCCAAAAUGCAUCGCCCUUAGUGAGCAGAAUGAGUUCAGAUGCAAAUGGAGCAACAGCAUACACGAAUGUGAACGAAUUGGAAAGAAUGAGGGCACAGAAUCUGAUGGCGAAUAAUCCCAGGAUGAUGCGUGUUGAAGAAAUAUUCAAGGAAGUGGAAUCUCUGAAGACGCCAGACCCUAUUUUGCCAUUUUCUGUUGGGUCGUCUCUGAGCUUUGGAGCAAAUGAGCCGAACAACAACCAAACCAACGAGCCAUUCGACCUUGAAUCACUUUUACUUCCGAGUUCUCACUCUUCUCUUGGUGAUGUGACGGGGGAUGAAUUUGUACCCACUCCAUUGCCGGCUGAGGGACAACAGGAGCUGCACAUACAACCAGAAGGAGGAUGUGGCGAUGGAGAAGAAGAGGACAGCAAGCAUGGACGAUUGUCUGAUUCAUCGUCUUCAGCAGAUACCUCCAAUCACCUUGAUAACUCGUGUAGAAGUGGAAGCAGCAAUGGGGGAAAGGAGGUGGUGUUGACAGGGGACGAAGAGGAUGAGUCAUCUGUGGUGUCGCCUUCCGCACUCUACGCACCUCCGCCUGCCUCCCCUCAGCUGGAAGAACCGCCCCAUGCAGCAGUCAAGGGCAACACUCCUGCAUUGAGAAGACAGCAUGCCGCUAAGGAAGUAGCCUUUGCAGCUCAACAGUCGCAAGUAAAACACUCUAAUGCUGCCAAUGAGACAUUACCGCUACGAGACAAUGCCACCACUGAUCAUGCAAGACAGUCCACUUCGAAGUCGCAAUCACAUGUAAAAGCAGAACAACCGGAAAGCAAUAAACUACCAAAAGAAGAACCAGAUAGUGAAAUAGAUAGUGAUGAUGAUGGUCAGGUGCACGAUGGUUCAUCCUCUUCGUCAUCGUCCUCGUCCAGUGAUGAAGGCGGUAGCUCUCAAUCCGAAGACGAAGCGCAUAAAGACCACACUGAGGAGAACGCCCUGACUAAAAAUGAGGAACCGAGUAAAACGAGCAUCGCUGCCUCGCAGUCCAACCCAGCCGCAGACCAAAGCUUGAAAUCAGAACCCGAGUCGCUACCGAGUCCGCCGAUUAAGACACCAUCCGAGGAGCCACCAUCGAGCUCCGCUUCGGAGUCAACCCCGAAUAAGAAUCCGGCCAAGGGAUCUAGACCUUCUUGGAGUCUAGCGUCGUUUGGAGUCCGGCAAUUAUCCACUUCUCCAUCGCCAGUGAAGAGUAAAACAGCAAAUGUUCGAAAUACGGGGUCAAAUUCAGCAGGAUCGCGAUCUAGAGCAGCCAAAUCGACAGAAGCAGACUCGAAUGGCAAGAAAAGUACUAUAAGUGCAAAGAAAAUCCCAGAAGCAUCAUUUAACACGGACCAAGCUAGUGAAAGUAAAAAGCCAAAUACUACGACACCAGUACCGAAAGAAGAAUCAAUUGAAGCUAGGCCGCCAUCGCCUCCGAUUAAGAUCGUGGCCACGAGAAGAGAACAUACAGCAGCAAUAGCAGCUAAGAAUAAAGACAAAAUAGCAUCAGUUCAUCCAUUUAGUAAAACUAGCUCGAAGAAGCAACAAAAUCAAGACAAUACUGCCAGCAAUGUCAGUGGAAAUACACCGCAUGUUUCAUCACUCAUGCCUUUGAUAUCGCCUAACAAAGUAAAAGGUUGUGUCAAAAAUAUCAUCACUCCUCGAUCAUCAGCAAACACUGGCUCCACUGUAGCUAAAGAGCCAACUAAUUCCAAUAAUGAUCACCCAAAGGAAGAGAAAUCCAAGAAAGGAAAAACGAAAACCACCGAAACAAGCGACGUUAGAAAAACGGACGUUUCUGUACACGCGAAAGGAGGGAAGAAGUCGAAAUCGAGCAAUAGUAAAGCAUCAGCAGCUGCUUCUAACUCGAAGACUAGGAAAGAGACGUCUCGUUUGUUAAAGGAGACUGUUUUUGAAGAAGACGAAACUGGUAGAAAGAUCCCUAAACUAAUGUUCGCGUUAGAUUUGAGGAAGUUGGUUGUUCCAGAUAGACCUCAAAUCAGUGAUGAAGUUAAGGACGAAAUGAUGUCUGAAGAGAACGGAGUUCCCACAAUCUCACAUGCUGCUCCGAGAGAGACGGCAACUGAAAGUGGCUCGAAGAAGAAACAUAAACGCGCCGGCUCUUCGAAAGACAGAAGCGAUUCUAAAAAGAGUAGAAAACGGGAUAAGCAAGAACCAAUUCCUCCGGAGACUGCUGAGGUAUCCAUGAAUCCCGGAAGUGUCUCUUCGUCAUCGGUGUCAGGAGUGUCUUCGGCACAUAGUGCGGGUGGAGUUGGAGGGCAUUCUGGGGUCAAUAUGGCCGCCUCUGCCUCGCCAAUGUUUCCCAGUCAGGAUAAUGAUUCCUUCAGUAACAGCAAUUUCAGUGGAUCCGAGAUGGCCUCAGAGGACUCGGUCGGAAACAGCCGUCUGUUUGGUGCGCGAUCUUCCAAUGGUGGCAGCAAUAAUCUAGCAAAUAGAAGUAUGCCGCAGGCCGCAACCCAAGCAGGAACGCCCGGUCCCCACGCCCCGCCAGUGACUCCUAAUUCCUUGGACACUGCCUCUGCUGUUCAGCCAAGCACGCCUGGAAACUCAACAAGCGCACAAGCACAAGAGCUCACCGGGCUGAAGUCGUUCUACAUCGAGCAGGCCAAGAUAUACAAGAAGAAAGCAGAUACGUGUGCGAAGACACUGCAGUCCAGUCUGGAUUAUGCCCAGGCGGUGAUCUACUACAUCUCCUAUGCCACUGCAUGUCUCCACUCGAAUGACGUGCACAGGGCAUACCACAUAUUCACCUCCAAGGAGAUCAAAGGCAUCAUCAAUGUGGCGAUGAAGUUGAACGUGAAGUAUCAGAGUGCGGCUCUGAAUCAGGACAGGAUAGACAUAGUGUGUGUGCUGCUGAUGAAGAUCAGGGGGUAUUUCGAGAUGCAGGCCUUCAACGUGCGCAAAGAGCAAACUGUGCGCUCCGUGGGAACACUCAACGAUUUCAUCAAAGACCGAAAGAUCAAUGGCGGGCACAGUAGCAGCAACGGAGGAAGACUGGAACCGGAGUCUCCGACUCAGAGUGUGGCCUCGUUCGGAAGCAAUGGAAGCGGCAACAAUGCUCAGGGCGGGUCGGCCACAGGAUCAGUGGGCCAGGUGCACAUUCCUAUGGAUAUGUAUGCUGUGUUUGAGAAUUACGUGGACUACUCCCAACACUUGAUCACUGCACACGAUACUUGGGACCAGGCGGCACUACUGCUCAAAAGACCGAAUGUAGCAAAGUUCUACGCUACUGUGGAUAAUGAAUGUGGCUAUACAGUAAAUAUCCAGAGUCAACCUGAACCCUUCAUUCAGUACUGCAACGCCGUCAUCAACCUCAUCCGGCCCAAAAUGAUGAGCAACCCCCUAAACCCGUUGGCCACCCAAACUCAGAUUGCAAACAUACCGAACGCAAAUCACAAUCAUAACCAAACUCAUAACCAAACGCCAACCUCACACAGUUAGUGAGCUGGUGCCGCCAUAACUUAUUCAGCCAUGAUGCGCAGUCGCCACCUGAACCAAUCAAGGUCGAGAAAAAACUCAAUCAGCCAAUCGCAUCAUCCUAAAAACGAUCAAUCUUCAAUUAUAUUGGAGAGCCAGGUCGUUCAAUCAGCUGCUUUCAAAACUAAAUGAAAAUUUUGAGCCAAUCAAAUUUGGUACAUUGAUCAACCAAUCAAAUUUGAGAACUCGAUCUCUCCGUACAACAAUACAACGUACUGAUCUGAUUUUUUGGUUGACUUACAGUACAUAUAGUAAUUAUUUAGUUAAUUAAAUGCCAUGAUAUUUGUUGUUGUUUUUCCAACGGUGUGCUUUACAUUAACCACCUGCUAAAUCAAAAUUAUGGUGCCUUUAGAUCUUUUUCUGAGUUUUUGUUGUGUUGAACAAGUAGUACAUAUACGGUUUGUGAGCAAAAAAUCGAAUAUCGUUGUUGCUUUGAUACAAUUUUUCAACUAUAAUUUAUUGAGCUCAAUGGUCCGUGCAUCAUUCCAUAUCAGGCUCAUCCGCUCAUCUUGGUGCGAAUCUAAUAACAUUCUUUGCCUAACGUCCAUUUGGCCGAUUGCUCACGAUCAACAUUUCUGUAAAAAUAUAAUCGAGACUUGUUUUCAUUCUUGAUCAAUUUCAGUGGGCAAAUCAGCUUCGUAGUUUAGCGUGCAAUAAGCAAUUACUUGGUGAUCAGAUCACUAGCUUUCCAAAAAUAUAACUUGUUGUUUUUGAAGCUUGAAAUCGUCUAACAGAGCUUCUCACAAUCAAAUUCUAAAUGAAUUAGUUUCAUCUGCAAACAAACAUCAUCGUCUUUUAUGUAAAAUUUAUUGAUAACCUUGUUGAUUUUGCUAAUUUAGUUUAUAGAUUUGCAAUAGCUGAAAUCUUCGACCGUGUUAAUUUGUUGUGUUGAUUGUUAUAAAUGGUGAAGAUUUUAGGAAUUACUUUAGUUCUGACUUUUCAGACAAUAAAUCGUUGCUUUUGUUUGAUGCAUUUGGUGAAUAAUUUGCUGGUUGCUGGAACGAAAGAUAACUAAUAUUUAAUUUUUGAUACUCGA